AUGGCGAAACCAGGCCCACUCGAGCGCGCCAACCGCGUUGCUGUGGGUGCUCUCACCCUGCCCUUCAGUCUCAUCCACCGUGCCUCGACUGAACCACUGCUCACCGGGACUUUGUUGUUUGCGCUCACCAGGGCGCCUCUUAAAUACCGAGCACGUCUCUUGAAACUAUUGGGUGACGCUGGUCUGUCCGCAGAGCGCAUCGUCCUCCUCAUCAAGUCAUUGAAGUACCUCCUUGCCAUCGGCCUCGUCCGAAGGCUCAAUCAGGCACUCACCAGACUUGCCCUCAAUAACUGGCAUGUCUUCACAAAGCCAGGUGCACCUUUCCAGUGGGACCAGAGGACGGAGCUCGUGGUGGUGACCGGAGGAUGUUCCGGCUUUGGGUACGAGAUGGUAAAGGGCUUCUCGAAACAUGCGAGAGUCGUUAUCCUCGAUAUCUCUCCAGUUCCCGAGGAGUUGAAGCAACUUCCCGGCGUUGACUAUUAUCAAGUCGACUUGACCGACUUUUCUGCAAUAGAGUCGACAGCGGAGACUAUCCGCAGAGAGCAUGGAGACCCUACUGUUCUUAUUAACAAUGCUGGCAUUGCGAACGGCACCAAAGUCAUCAACAGUGAUGCGAAGUUGACCGACAGGAUUUUCAAAGUCAAUAUCGCCAGCCACUUCAUUCUGAUCAAGGAGUUCCUACCCGGAAUGCUGAGGGCGAAGAAAGGCCACGUCGUGACCAUUGCUUCGAUGGCCAGCUUCUACGCAACCCCGGGCCUCGUCGACUAUUGCUGUACAAAGGUUGCAGCACUCUUUCUCAGUGAAGGCCUGCGAUCGGAGCUUCGAGGAUACUACGAGAAUGGCAAAUGCAUCCAGACCACCAGCGUUCAUCCGUCCUGGCAUGCGACCGGUAUCGUGAAACCCCUCGAGGCCAAGUUGGAGCAGCUCGGGAUCAAAUGUGAUCCAGCGUCGAACGUCAGCGAUGCGGUCGUGGAACAGGUUUUGGCGGGAAGGAGUGGCCAGAUCUUCAUGCCCAGAACGGAGGAAAGCAGGACUCGGGUGAGAGAUUGGCCUCUGUGGCUGCAGGAUGCCGUGAUCUAUUUCCAGAGAGUGAGGGACUUCGACGUCUCAUGGAAAUGA
Molecule: messenger RNA, 1119 nt
Organism: Fonsecaea multimorphosa CBS 102226
Lineage: Eukaryota; Fungi; Ascomycota; Eurotiomycetes; Chaetothyriales; Herpotrichiellaceae
Exons: 4
Coding region: 1-1119 (372 amino acids)
Molecular function (GO): oxidoreductase activity, acting on the CH-OH group of donors, NAD or NADP as acceptor
Source: RefSeq, a predicted model, not a curated record